UAACAUUUUUCAAUCAAAAUAUAUAAAAAAACUUCACACUCAAUAUUUUCUAUCCGCGCUUUUUUCUCUUUAAGAAACGGCUACUAUUUUAAUACCAUUUACUUACUAAAAUGGAAACAUCUUGAUUAGGUAAUAAUCGCAUAUUGUUUGUGGAUUGCUUGUGCAGUUUUAUUAAGCAUGGCUAACAAAAAAUAAAUAAUAAAUGGAGGAAGAUUUACCUGGUGAAAAUUUGAUUUCAGUCGAAAAUGAAGCGGAAAAAACCCGGAAGCCCCCCGAAGACUUAGUCGAAGAGUGGGCCCCAUGGCGACUCGUGGUGUCCAUUAAAAACCCCAACGCACCCCCGCCAGUUGCCGUGCGGUCACCCCCUGGAUACGCCUGGGACAUUGCUCAGGUUCUGAAAGCAGCCCACCUGCUCUCGAAGCCCCCGAAGAAGGUAGACUUCGCUGAUGAACAGCAAAUGCGAUGCGUCUACUCUCUCAUCUACGACGUGUUUCGGUAUAAGUCCAUAUUAGAACAAGCUAUAGAAGACAUCGACUUUUUCGGCGACUUCCCACAGUACGGCGACAAUCAUCACACAGUCUGGCUAUUUCUCAUGGAGCUGACCCGUCGGCGCUGGGGCGCGAGGCCCAGAGGCGAGGCCGAACGCGCGGUGAGGCUUUUGAAAGAGGCGGGCUCACCGUACCAGGACAUUGAGAAUACUGUGUGGGAGCAACGAGUGCACUUCGCUGCCGCUAUAGCCAGGAUACGGAUUAAGAAUAGGGCUUUCUCAUUAAGAGAUCUUCUGCCACCACACCUGAGGGACGAACCUUUGGCGACUUGCGUGAAUAAAGAAUCUGUCACUGGAUGGGUCAAUACUUUUAAAGCCACGAAAGUAGCGAAUCUUGUGAUGAAACUCCACGAGCUGGGCUACUCGUACAGUGGAUCACGACAGCUAUGCGCAGGAGAGUACAGAUUCGAUCGCGUCUGCCCAAGGUUUAUCACACUGCGCCCUCCAGCUGAUAAAACCAUCGGACAGCUGGAUCUGGUCAAAGAUGGAAUCAUCGUGUUGCAGGAGCGUGAAUUCUGCGAAGGCGCCUCAACACUCUGCCGAGCGCUGCGCGCGAACAGCCUCCGCGGCGUAGUCGCCCAGACCCACGCAUCCUCCCCACGUAGCUCGGCGUAUUUAGCGGCUCAGCUGCGGGAGCUAGGGGCGGUGCUGAAGGCCAGUGCACCCGCCGCGCCCGCUACCCCACAGCUUGGCAAACUCGUCGUGUUCGGGGCUGGAGACAAGGUAUCCAGUUACGUCGGCGCCCUCAGAGACCUAGGCAUCGAGGCCUCCGAAGCCCCUCAAUCCAGCGCUCCAGUCUGCGUCAUCAGUGAUGAGGUGUACUGCGAUACUCCAGUUGUGACCAGCGCCCUCGAUGGCGUGGUAGCUGUGCUGGCCACACCGCCUAAUUCUUACUCUGCUGUCACGGAUCCUAUUGAUCUUGUGUGUGGAAGAGGAGGCGACUUGGCUAUGCUGGAGAUUCUUACAGAAUCUGAAAUAGACGCUAAAGGUAGAGAACGAGUUCAAUUUAUACUUGAGGAGCAGAAGAAGACCCUCAAGACACUGUUAUCAAAGCCUCAGAUCCAGUUGAUUCUGUACGAGACCCACUCAGCUCUCGAGGCCGAAAACCAAGCUCAAGUCACACGGGCCGUCGCCGAGGCCAACCGCCUCGCCCGCGAGAGACACGUGCUGCUCAAGAAGAAACAUAAAGACCAUCACAUUUCUAGUCCCAAGAAAGACAUCACCGAGGUAGCGAGCACAACAUCGUCCUCUUCGCUGGAUAACGCGGUAGUGCCCACUGACAGAGAUUACUCUGUGGCCAGCAAGUCUCGACCGGCGACUGCUUGUACUAACAGUUCCAGACCGGCUACCGUCAGCGUUCUCAGAAAGCAAACGGACCGGUCCGAGCCGGACACGCGUCCGGGUACAACCAGCAAGGUCCGGCCCGUCCCGGAAACACCCGUAACGAACGUACCGCGGGACCCCAACGAUGACAAUCCGGAUGUUUAUGUGCCAAACUGCGAUUUGUUCGAAAUCCAGACGCUGCCGAACCUUGGGAACGGUUUAGACAUAAACUAUAUUUUAGACAGAGACGGAUGCUACCUCGGACUCAUUCAGAGGAAGGAGAUCACCCGGCUAGACGCCAAGUUCAUGAUCCAAGUGGCGGAGGAGCGCGGGCUGUUCGGAGCGGCGACGCCAGCGGCGGCGCCGACACGGCGCAAGAAGGCCACGGAUACGGGUGCCACGAAGAGGCGCCGCGGGAAGGCGGGGACUUUUGAGGUGGACCGAAUCAACGCCCCGACGUACGCGUCGCUGUCACGGUCGUCGCGGCGCAACAGCGCGAGCGGGGCGGCGCCGGGCGCGCACGCGGCGGCGCCGCUCGCCGGGCCCGUGUGCGCGCGCCACGAGCGCCGCCAGGCCGCCGCCGCCGCCGGCUCCGCGCUCUGCGCGUGCGACGCCAGGCACAGGUUAUACCCGGGCUACCGCGACCGGCGCAUGUCGGCGGACGCUUUGAACCCCCGGCCGCCGCCGCCGUGCCGGCGCCCCUUCCCGCUCGUGGUGCACGACGUGCGCCUGCGCCGCUGGUCGCAGGAGUCCCUCGACUCGCUCGACGCACCUCCCCGCACUCUCCUCACGCACAAGAAUACGUAUCAGAAUAUGUUUGAUUUUUAGUUUUUGUUAGGUCAAGAACAGGUAGUACUGGCAAGUGCCAAGCGGCUGAUUCGAACUUUAGAUUUCAUAUUGACAUCACACGUCCGUGCGUACCGCUCGAGCAAGAUAUAAACAUAUCAACAAGAAAUAUUCGUAAGUUCGAAAGCCCGCGAAAUCCGAAAAUCUAAAUUUCGUAUUCUGCCUCUGUAUCGCUCUUACGUAUCGAGUGAUAGAGAGAUAGAUAACAAGAUUUUGAUUUGCGUGUUUCGCGUUCGGGUCUCGGCCGGAUUUUUUUAUUCCAUUUAUACCUAGCUAAGUGCGAGUCGGACUCGCACACGAAGGGUUCCGUACCAUUAUCUAUAAAAACGGUCACCCAUCCAAGUACUGACCCCGCCCGACGUUGCUUAACUUCGGUCAAAAAUCACGUUUGUUGUAUGGGAGCCCCACUUAAAUCUUUAUUUUAUUCUGUUUUUAGUAUUUGUUGUUAUAGCGGCAACAGAAAUACAUCAUCUGUGAAAAUUUCAGCUGUCUAGCUAUCACAGAUCACGAGAUACA
Cydia splendana is the source of this 3232-nucleotide messenger RNA. RefSeq lists its product as uncharacterized. The record is from RefSeq and is a predicted model, not a curated record. The coding region runs from base 203 to 2698 and encodes 831 amino acids. The transcript is spliced from 18 exons. NCBI's taxonomy places the organism in Eukaryota, Metazoa, Arthropoda, Insecta, Lepidoptera, Tortricidae.